This is a messenger RNA of Siniperca chuatsi (mandarin fish), 9127 nucleotides long. It is a transcript of the gene kif1aa, whose product is annotated as kinesin family member 1Aa. NCBI's taxonomy places the organism in Eukaryota, Metazoa, Chordata, Actinopteri, Centrarchiformes, Sinipercidae. The record is from RefSeq and is a predicted model, not a curated record. Gene Ontology annotation, molecular function: microtubule motor activity; ATP binding; microtubule binding. The transcript is spliced from 51 exons. Gene Ontology annotation, biological process: microtubule-based movement. The coding region runs from base 452 to 5992 and encodes 1846 amino acids.
UGUUACCUCCCUCGGUAGUGAUGUCACCGGCUCAGUGGAGCUCGAGCAUCCUUACCAAAGACAGGGAGACAACAGAGCCAUUUUGACCGCUUUGGAGUGUGGAGAAGCAGCCGACUAUCCAAACAACCUUCUUUCCUUCCUGGGUCCCCACUGGCAAGGCAAGGCAAGGCAGGGCAGAGGGGGGGUGGGUUGCAGGGUACGGCAAGACUCCGUCGGCGGUAACCUCAGCCCUUCCCGUUUUCAUGGCGAGGGGAGGCUGCUAGCAGGGGCAGUGCCAGACCCGGAGGAGACCUACGGAGGUGGAAGUAGCUACGGGCUGGAUAAUAAAGCAGACGAGCACGACAAACAAGGUCUGUACACGGGAGCAAGACGUUAUUGGCACUGCGGAGACCUGCAGGCCCUACACCUGGGCACUAAAGAAGGCACCCCAAGGUGCUAGGAAGAAAGCACCAUGGCAGGGGCCUCUGUGAAGGUGGCGGUGCGUGUCCGCCCCUUCAAUUCAAGGGAGAUGGGAAAAGAAAGCAAAUGCAUCAUCCAGAUGUCUGGAAACACCACCACCAUCAUCAAUCCCAAACAGGCCAAAGACAACAAGAGCUUCAACUUUGAUUACUCCUACUGGUCCCACACCUCGCCCGAGGACGUCAAUUAUGCCUCUCAGAUGCAAGUAUACAAAGACAUCGGAGAGGAAAUGUUGCUGCACGCCUUCGAGGGCUACAACGUCUGCAUCUUUGCUUAUGGCCAGACAGGCGCUGGCAAGUCCUACACCAUGAUGGGGAAACAGGAUGUCAAGGAUCAACAAGGAAUCAUUCCCCUGCUGUGUGAAGAUCUUUUCACUAAGAUCAGUGACAAUACAGACAACAGCAUGUCUUAUUCUGUGGAGGUAAGCUACAUGGAAAUCUACUGUGAACGUGUGCGGGACUUACUGAACCCCAAAAAUAAAGGCAACCUGCGCGUUCGAGAACAUCCUCUGAUGGGACCUUAUGUGGAGGACCUGUCUAAGCUGGCUGUCACCUCCUACAAUGACAUCCAGGACCUGAUGGACUCUGGCAACAAGGCCAGGACUGUGGCUGCCACCAACAUGAAUGAGACAAGCAGUCGCUCGCAUGCUGUCUUUAACAUCAUAUUCACUCAGAAACGCCAUGAUGCUGAGACUGAUAACACCUCUGAGAAGGUCAGCAAAAUAAGUUUGGUGGAUUUGGCUGGCAGUGAGAGGGCAGAUUCUACUGGAGCCAAAGGGACCAGGCUUAAGGAAGGAGCAAAUAUCAACAAAUCUCUAACUACACUGGGGAAAGUCAUCUCUGCUUUGGCAGAAGUGGACUCUGGGUCGAAUAAGAAUAAAAAGAAGAAGAAAGUGGAAAGCCACAUCCCAUACAGAGAUUCAGUUUUGACCUGGCUACUGAGAGAAAAUUUGGGUGGGAAUUCUCGUACUGCGAUGGUAGCUGCCCUGAGUCCAGCUGAUAUCAACUACGAUGAGACCCUCAGCACACUCAGGUACGCAGACCGUGCCAAACAGAUUCGCUGUAACGCUGUGAUCAAUGAGGAUCCCAACAACCGAUUGGUUCGCGAGCUGAAGGAGGAGGUGUCUCGUCUGAAAGAUCUCCUCUACGCCCAGGGGCUGGGUGACAUCAUUGAGACAUAUCGAGCGCCUGGUGCUGAUAUAGAGGGUUUGAAAUACCUAUCCGAUUACAAGAACAAUAACAAAAAAGGCCAAGCUGUGAAUCAAAGGGAUGAUCUCUCCACAGUGACCAAUGCCAUGACAGGGAUGAGUCCCUCUCCGUCUCUCUCAGCCUUGUCCAGCCGUGCCGGAUCCAUUGCCAGUCUGCAUGACCGCAUCAUGUUCAGCCCAGGCAGUGAAGAGGCCAUCGAGAGGCUGAAGGAAACAGAGAAAAUCAUUGCUGAACUCAACGAGACUUGGGAAGAGAAACUUCGCAGAACGGAAGCCAUUAGAAUGGAAAGAGAGGCCUUGCUGGCAGAAAUGGGUGUAGCAAUGCGAGAAGAUGGUGGGACGGUUGGUGUGUUCUCUCCUAAGAAGACACCUCAUCUGGUGAACCUCAAUGAGGAUCCUCUGAUGUCUGAGUGCCUGCUGUACUACAUUAAAGACGGGAUUACCAGGGUCGGUCGUGUCGACGCCAGCAGUCGUCAGGAUAUAGUCCUCAGCGGCCAUUUCAUCAAGGAUGAGCACUGCACCUUUACCAGUUCUACAGGUCCAAUAGGAGAAACAGCAGUUGUCCUAGAGCCCUGUGAAGGAGCUGAGACUUAUGUCAACGGAAAGAGAGUGACAGAGCCCACUGUCCUCAAAUCAGGAAAUCGCAUCAUCCUGGGGAAGAGCCAUGUGUUCCGGUUCAACCACCCUGUGCAGGCCAGGGCUGAGAGGGAGAGGACCCCAUGUGCUGAAACCCCUGCUGAGCCUGUGGACUGGGCCUUCGCCCAGAGGGAGCUGCUGGACAAACAGGGCAUUGACAUGAAACAGGAAAUGGAGCAGAGGCUGCAGGAGUUGGAGGACCAGUACCGCAAAGAAAGAGAGGAGGCCAACAACCUUCUGGAGCAGCAAAGACUGGAUUAUGAGAGCAAGCUGGAGGCUCUUCAGAAGCAAGUGGACCGUUACUACCCAGAAGCCCUUGAAGAAGAGGAAGAGCCAGAAGAGGAAGUGCAAUGGACAGAGAGGGAAAGAGAGCUGGCUGUGUGGAGCUUUCGUAAGUGGCGGUGCUACCAGUUCACCUCUCUCCGUGACCUGUUAUGGGGAAAUGCCAUCUUCCUUAAGGAGGCCAAUGCCAUCAGUGUGGAACUCAAGAAAAAGGUCCAGUUCCAGUUUGUGCUGCUCACAGACACUCUCUACUCCCCCCUGCCUCCAGACCUGUUGCCCCCAGAGGCGACUAAGGACAGAGAGAUACGACACUUCCCACGCACCAUUGUGGCCGUGGAGGUGCAGGAUCAGAAAAAUGGAGCCACUCACUACUGGACAUUAGAAAAACUAAGGCAGAGGCUCAAUCUCAUGAGAGAGAUGUAUGAUCGUGCCGCUGAUGUGCCCAACACUACCACUGAAGACUGUGAAAAUGUGAUGACUGGAGGGGACCCCUUUUAUGACCGCUUCCCCUGGUUCCGUCUGGUUGGCAGAAACCCCAUUUUCAACACAUGCAUGAGCGAACGCAUGAGUGACCCUACCCCAUCCCCAACCCUCUCCAACUCUGAAAUUACUGAGCUGGCUGACCCGCAGCGGGAGGGUCGAGGGGAGGAGGAGGAGGAGUUGGAGGAGUUGGAGGACCUGGACGAUGAUAUCUUUUUGGAAGACCCGUGCUUGGAGCUCGGGGGAGAGGAGGAGGAUGAUGAUGAGGAUGAUGAUGAUGAUGAUGAGGAUGAUGAUGAUGAGGGAGAGCUCUGCCGAGGCUCCAGCGAAGGCCAGGAUCCCUUUUACGACCGCUCACCAUUAUUCAGUGUAGUGGGAAGGGCUUUUGUUUAUCUGAGUAACCUGCUUUACCCAGUUCCACUCGUCCACCGCGUCGCCAUCGUUAGCGAGAAGGGAGAAGUGAAGGGCUUCCUCCGAGUGGCGGUGCAGGCCAUAUCAGGUGCUUUGUGUUUCCCUCCAGCUGAUGAGGAAGCUCCAGACUACGGCUCAGGAGUGAGGCAGUCAGGCACUGCCAAAAUCUCAUUUGAGGAUCAGCAAUAUGAAAAGUUCCAGUCCGAGUCCAGCUCUGUAGGACUAUCCCGUACAGGGAUUUCCCAGGAGGAGCUUCGUAUUGUGGAGGGGGAGGGGCAGAAUGCAGAAAUGGGACCCUCAGCUGAUGAGGUCAACAACAACACAUGUGCGGCUGGUGCAGAUGAGCUGGAGAAUCCUCUGAAGGCCAGUGUGGACGGCCCGCUUGACACAACUCUGGAGCACCUGAGGAUUGGUAAUGUUUUUACCUUCAGGGUGACUGUCCUGCAAGCCUCCAGCAUCUCUGCAGAAUAUGCUGACAUCUUCUGCCAGUUCAAUUUCAUCCACCGCCAUGAUGAGGCCUUCUCCACUGAACCCCUAAAAAACACCGGCCGCGGCCCCCCUCUUGGCUUCUACCAUGUGCAGAAUAUUGCUGUUGAAGUUACUAAAUCCUUUGUUGACUACAUCAAGACUCAGCCAAUUGUGUUUGAGGUGUUUGGACACUACCAGAAACAGCCUUUUCUUCCACUCUGUAAAGACGUCAUCAGUCCACUACGUCCCUGUAGAAGACAGUUCCCACGAGUGAUGCCUUUGUCCAAACCAGUACCUGCCACCAAGCUGACAGCUAUGACCCGCCCGCAGGCAGGACCCUGCCACUGCAAAUAUGAUCUCAUGGUAUUCUUUGAGAUCUGCGAGCUGGAGGCCAAUGGAGACUACAUCCCUGCAGUGGUGGACCACAGAGGAGGAAUGCCUUGCCAUGGCACAUUCCUACUGCACCAGGGCCUCCAGAGGAGAAUCACUGUCACCAUUGUACAUGAGUCAGGAGGCGACAUGGAAUGGAAGGAAAUCCGUGAGCUUGUUGUGGGACGUCUCCGCAGCACCCCUGAAGCUGAUGAGACCAUCAUUGACCCCAAUAUUCUCUCUCUCAACAUCUUGUCCGCUGGGUAUGUCAGGCCCACACAAGAUGACCGACAGUUUCUUGAUUCGGACAUGCCUAGCAUUUCCUUGGGACUUGACCAUAGGACUUUCUACCGCUUCGAGACCGCUUGGGAUAGCUCCAUGCACAACUCCCUGCUACUAAACCGAGUCACUCCAUAUGGGGAGAAGAUCUACAUGACCCUCUCAGCCUACUUGGAGAUGGAGAACUGCACCCAGCCCGCAGUCAUAACCAAAGAUAUCUGCAUGGUGUUUUACUCUCGAGACACAAAGCUCUCAGCCUCCCGCUCUAUCCGAAACCUUUUUGGUACUGGAAGCCUGAGAGCAGCAGAUGGAAACCGUGUAACUGGAGUGUAUGAGGUCAGCCUAUGUAACCUGGCAGAUGCAGGAAGCCCAGGUAUGCAGAGGAGACGCAGGCGGGUGCUGGACACCUCAGUGGCCUACGUCCGCGGGGAGGAGAACCUGGCCGGGUGGAGGCCCCGCAGUGACAGCCUCAUUCUGGACCACCAGUGGGAGCUGGAGAAACUCAGCCUCCUUCAAGAUGUGGAGAAGACCAAACAUUACCUCCUGCUGAGGGAGAAACUGGAGUCUACCCUGCUCAUGGGCCAGGAGUCCCUGCUGUCCUGUGUCACUGAGGAGCUGAGUGAGUCUCCUCAGCCGCACGAGGUCGACCAGGAAGUCAGCUCCACCUCUGAAAUCACCACUGAGAGGCAGAGGGAGCUUGCGACCAAGUGUUUGCGGCUGCUCACUCACUCCUUCAACCGAGAAUACAGCCAUGUGUGUGUCAGCGCCAGUGAAAGCAAGAUCUCAGAGAUGUCUGUCACAACACUAAGAGACUCCACUUCGAUCUCUGCUCUCAACACAAUCACACCCUCCUCAACAUGCCCUUCGCUGAUUGAGGGUUACUAUGGCAACGCUGAACUCAGACCCCCCACGCCUCGCUCUCGUGCCGUCAGCCCCGGUCCUGACACGCAGCCAGACGCAGAGGCCAAGAAGUCCGUCAAUGGAGCCUCUGAAACCAAACCUCGGGCCCGCAGAUUUGUCCCUGAUAUCCAGGAGAUUAGAGUCAGCCCCAUUGUGUCAAAGAAGGGUUACUUACAUUUCUUGGAGCCACACACCAACGGAUGGGUGAAGCGCUAUGUUGUUGUGCGGCGGCCGUACGUCUACAUCUACAACACAGAGAGAGACACUGUGGAGCGGGCUAUCCUUAACCUCUCCUCUGCCCAGGUGGAGUACAGUGAGGACCAGCAGGCCAUGCUGAAGACCCCAAACACAUUUGCCGUGUGUACAGAACAUCGUGGAAUAUUGCUUCAAGCCACUAAUGACAAAGAGAUGCACGACUGGCUGUAUGCGUUUAAUCCUCUCCUUGCUGGAACUAUCAGGUCAAAGCUGUCAAGAAGACGAGCCGGACAGAUGAGGAUGUGAAACAAGACUCUGAACAAAUGUCAUGAGAGAAGGAUGAAUACAAAGACUAAGAUGUACAUAGAUACUUGUCCUUAUCUCUCCCCUUGUGCUGAGCCCCUCCCCCCACCACAGUCACCAACAAUCAUCUUUCCCCUGUACAUUCGCAGUUUAUCACUAGUGUCCUCAGCACCUAAAGCACCCAUUUCGUGUCAGGCCUUUGCUGCGGUGUGAGUCUCGUAGUCAGAAGAACCUCUUCAAAAAGCUGUCACUGUCUUGUACUGGAGUUUAUUCAUAGCUGGACGAAUGAAGAGAAUGGAGGAAGUAGCAACAGUUUCUUAUCUCAGAUUACAUACGUAUGGUAAUGUACUGUAGUUGUUGUCAGUGACACAUCAAGCCUUAUACAUUUAUUCCUUAAAAAAAAAUGCAGUGACAUUUAUUUUUACUUAAAGCUGCCAUGUCAGUGAGGAUCAUAUUUGCAUCAGUAAAUAGACAAACAUGCAGAUGCUUCUCUACUCUACUCUACAGCUAUAUAUACAGUGUCUAAACUGGUUUGCAUACGAUGUACAGCUAGAAAAUACAUGCUAAAAUUAAAAAAAAAUGACAGUUGAGUGUAACUCUUUAGAGUAAUUCUCUUUUCUCUCUGGUCCAUGAAUCCUGACAUUGAGUAAUCUGCUUCCUAUUCCUAAAACUUCAUAGAAACUUUAGCACACACAUCCUGACAAGGGAAUCAUCAUAGACUUCAUGUUCUUGUGGCAUUUUGAUCAAUCCAUGUCGUUUUAGCUACUUGUAGGAGCACCGAGCGUAUCUACAUCCACACAAUACGUAAUCAAAUAUCAUCCCAUUAAUCCUCUCAAUUUAAUCCCAUUCUCUACCUGAAUUUUCUUCUUUUAAAAUGUGAUAUAUUUAGAUAUUUAACAGCUUUAUUAUUUAUUUCUGCAUGUAUUUAUUUACAAAGACAUUUAUAUUUCUAAAGUAGUAGUACCGUGCAAUUUCUGCACACUGCACUUUUUAAUAUGAGUUCCUUAAAUGUUUGGAAAAUACAACCUUGUCCCCUUGUAGUUAAUGCUAUUUAAACAAUUUAAUAACUUUAUGAUUGGCCACUUUCUUUGUGCUGAAGAUUACUUGAAUAAUACUAUCCCCUUUAAGAUUAGGAUAGUCACACCUGACCUUUGGCCCAACUAACAUACAUCUGAAAAGAUCAGUAUAUUGUUAGGUAGAGAAUAUUAAGGUGGUCUGUCCAUCCUCAUCUGCACAAAGCUACCUUGUUAAAUGAUCAAAAGUAUACACUGUUCCUCUCAGUACAGAAUAAGAAACUGGUUUUCUGAAUGAAAUGUAUAUUGAUUAAAUGUAGUGCCUCUUUUCAAUCAUACUGUACAGUAUGCCACUGCACCAGUUGCUUUGAAACUACAUCCUUCAUGCUGCUAUAAAUCUGUUCUGGAAGUGUCUGCAGAUCAUAUUACAUCCCUUUCCUGCUUUGUAUCGUCAUCAUCACUUACAUAUUCAGACAAAAAGGUAUCAUUUAUGUUAAUGUUACAUAUCGAAUGUGGCAAUCAGCUGUCAUAUAGUAUGGAUAACACAGAGUAUACUUCAUGUUCAUACAUUAAAAAAAACCUACUUUAAUAUAUUUCAGGAUUGUCAGAAGCAUUCGGUUAUAUUUAUUAAACAAUCUUACUUUGUAUGGAAAAAAUCUAUGCUGUUGACAAUGUCAAAGUGCUGUUCUUUUUUUCAAUCCCUUCAUCUGAUCUUUUCUAUUGCAUUUCAUUCAAAUUUACUAUGAAUUUGAAACUGAACCUGUUCAAAUACUAGUGACAGAUACAGCUUGUGAGAUGUUGAAGUUUGAUUGGUGAGCGUGCCUCAGGUCAGCCAGCCUGAGGAGCAUGCGCAAUGACAGUAGUGACAUUUCCUACACUGAGACAACAUCUCAAAGCAUUAAACUGUCACAGAAAAGCGUAAGAAUAUUAUUAUUUUUCUCUAAUCUAAUGGCAUAGUACGUUUUAACAGGGGAUUAAAUCAUAACAAAGACUCAGUAUUUUUGCUGUUUAGGUAAUCCAUACAAUACAUUUCUCUACUAAUACAUAUUUCCUGAGAUUGAAAAGUAUUCUGUGUGUUGUGGACAUAUUUUGAAGUGAUCCAAUCCAAACAUUUUACAGCCCUACAUGUGUGUACAACUGUCAGUAGUUGUGGUUAAUCAAACAGUCAAAUGUCUAUUAAUAUCUUUUGUUUGUUGUGUAACAAGUUGGAUGAUCAAUGUUAUGAUCAAAAUCUAUCACAGACUUUCUUGCCAGAGACUGCAGUUGUAGUUGAUCCAGCUAUAGUAUCGUCAUUAAGGUAAUAUCCUGCUGUACUGUACAUUACACUAUAUCAAGCACUCAUUUCCAUUAAACCCCAGUCUUAAAACGUGAGCCCGGUAUUGCUCCAGUGUGAUCUCUAUGUUGAGAUUACGCCUCUUGUUUCCAUUGGGCCUUUAAAUGUGUGUCACAUGUGAGCCAACCAAAGUUGUGUUGGUGCUGUCACAAAGAAAUUCACACUGAAUGUACAUUGAUAUUUGAAAAUACUUAUUCUGCAGGAGUGGUUGUGUUGACUUGUCCUCUUGUUUCACAGUCUGGUUCCUUAUUGAUUUUACCAUAAGGGAACCAAAAAGAGGUUGUGGGAUAUAGCUGUAAUAAUCUGUCCUCUGACGUGUGGGGGGAAGGUUGGUUCAUUAUGGCCAUGUUAGGCAUUGCGUCUUGUACAGAGUAAUGCUGUAGGUCACCUUACUGUCCCACUUUCACUCUUAUUUCAAUAUCUACCUUCACCAUCAUGCUCUGACAGUCUAUACAAAAUCUACUUUUUCUAAUCCCUCCCCUCCCCUUUGAAGGAAUAUCAGUUACAUUUUUGUGCUUCCACAUCUAAUCCUUUUUUCUUUUUUUUUUUUGCACUAUCUAAUUGCACCGGUAGGCUACUUCUCUUUUCUUUUUUUCUUCUUCAAAUUAUUUUGCUUUGUAUAUAAACAUGAUUGCUGUGAACAGUGUAUUAUAAAGUUGCACCCAUUUACAAAAUCUUAAAUGGGCAGUAGUUCAGUCAGUGUCUCUGAGUGUUGGAGUUUAGCGUCAAAUGUCUGUGUACACUAAACACAUUGUCAUAUAUUAAAUAAACAUGGAAAUUAUGCAACACAAA